GAAAAUCAUUUUCCCACGGAAGAUGGUAAGAAAAGAAAAAAAGGUGGGGUCAAAAAAUAAUAAAAAUAAAAAGUAGUGGUGAUUUUUUGUUGAAGUGUGAAGAACAUUACAAGAAAGCUUACUAUGUGGAUCCCAUUCCCAUUCAUGAAUUUUUUUCCUCUUUUCUUCAUUUAUAUCGGCUCACUAUGCUCUGCCCCUCUCACACUUGUCUUGAUUUGGCUUCUCUCCUCUUUUCUUCAAUCACCAUAUUCACUCUCUGUCUCUCAACUAUUUAAUCCAUCAAGGGAGGAGGAAUCUUAAUUUCUUCCGGAAUUACAGAUUGCAUUUGACCUUGUUCAUUCAUUUCCUUGAUUUUGUUCAAUGGCGGCUAUGGGAUCCCAAGAACCCUCCUCAAUUCGGUGUUCUUAUCAUAUUUUCUUGAGCUUUAGAGGUGAAGACACCCGAAAGACCUUUACCGAUCAUCUUUAUACAGCUCUGCUACAUGCAGGACUACGCACAUUUAGGGAUGAUGAUGGACUUACGAGAGGAGAUGAUAUCUCCACAGAACUGAUAAAGGCAAUUGAAGAGUCGAGGAUUUCAAUAAUUGUCUUCUCAAAAUACUAUGCGUCUUCAACAUGGUGCCUUGACGAACUUCUAAAGAUUCUUGAACGCAAGAAGAGUGUUGGUCAUACGAUUGUGCCCGUGUUCUACCAUGUGGAUCCGUCCCAUGUUAGAAAGCAAAAUGAAAGUUUUGCAAAAGCAUUUGUAAAACAUGAAAAGAACUUUAUGUCCGAAUCCGAUGAAAGAAAAGAGCAGGGAAUGAAUAAGAUAAAGAAGUGGAAGGAAGCUUUGACAGAAGUUGCAAAUUUGGCCGGGCAUGUUUUAGGAGAUAGGUAUGAGUCAAAUUUUAUUCAAGAAAUUGUUAAAGAUAUUGGAAACAAAUUAGAUCGCACAGUAUUGAGUGUUUGUUCAUGCCCAGUUGGAUUAGAUAUUCGUAUAAAAGACAUUAAUUUGUGGUUGCAAGAUGGAUCAAACGAAGUCGGACUAGUGGCAAUAUGUGGGAUGCAUGGAAUAGGGAAGACAACCAUUGCAAAAACUGUGUAUAACUUGAACUUCGACAGAUUUGAAUGUAGCAGUUUUCUUGCAAAUAUAAGAGAAAUAUCAAAAGAACCCCGUGGUCUUGUCCGCUUACAAAGACAACUUCUUUACGAUAUUUUAAAGCGGAAAGAAACAAAAAUUAGCAAUGUUGAUGAAGGAAUCAUAAAGAUAAGAGAAGCUAUUUGCUGCAAAAGAAUUUUACUUGUUCUUGAUGAUGUGGAAAACCAAGACCAAUUAAAUGCACUACUCGCAAUGAGGAGUUGGUUUCAACAAGGAAGUAAAAUUAUCAUAACAACUACAAAUGAACAAUUGUUAAAUGAACAAUUGUUGAAGGCACAUGGAAUGCACAAGCGGCAUAGAGUUGAAGGUUUUAGUCAUGAUGAAUCAUUUCAACUCUUUAGCUGGCAUGCCUUUGGACAAGACCACCCCAUUGAAGGAUAUAUGGAGCACACAAAAAAGGUUGUACAAUACUGCAGUGGCCAUCCUUUAGCUCUUCAAAUUUUGGGUUCUUCUCUAUGUGGGAGAAGUGUAGAUGUGUGGGAAAGUGCAAUAAAGAAACUAGAAGCAAUUCCUGAUAGCCGGAUCUUAAAAAAGCUCAAAAUAAGCUUUGAUUCUUUACAAGAUGACCAUGAUAAAAAUUUAUUUCUUGACAUUUCUUGUUUCUUUGUUAGAAUGGACAAAGAUUUCAUAAUUACCAUAUUAGAUGAAUGUGAUUUUUGCACAAAGGUUGGGAUUCAGAAUCUCAUCGAUAGAUGUCUCUUAACUAUUGAUAGACAAAACAAGUUGACAAUGCAUCAGCUGAUUCGAGAUAUGGGAAGAGAGAUUGUCCGCCAAGAAUCACCUAAGGAACCUGGGAAGCGUAGCAGAGUGUGGCACAAUAAGGAUGCCUUAAAUGUAUUAAGAGAAAAAACCGGCACGGAAAAGAUUGAAGGCCUCAUCCUAAAUUUGCAUGUGUCCGGGCACUACUGGCCUACUCAGAAUUUCUUUGGUUUAGAUAAUUCAAAAAGACGUCAUUCUGAAGAUUUUCUUGACAAAUUAACAUUUCCUUGUGGAAGCAAUUCAUCAAAGCGCCGUCGUUUAGGCAUCUUCUCUUGGUUCCCCACGAACUCUGCCUUGACAGAAUCAUUGUCCACAUCAAAGGAAGUAUACUUAAAAACUGAUGCAUUUUCAAGGAUGCACAAAUUAAGAAUACUCCAUCUCAACGAUGCAUUAGUAACCGGAGAUUACAAAGAAUUUCCAAGGAAGUUAAGAUGGUUGUGUUGGCGAGGGUCUCCUUUAAAAUUGAUACCCAAUGAGUUCAUUUUAGAGAGCCUAGUCGCUCUCGAUAUGCGAUAUAGCUGUUUGAAACAAGUUUGGAAGGGAAUCAAGGCGCUCCCAUCAUUGAGAAUCCUCGACCUUAGUCAUUCCCAUGGCCUUAAAAAUACGCCCAAUUUCUCAGAAGUCCCAAAUCUUGAGAGAUUGUUUCUUAAAGAUUGCAUAAAUUUGAUCGAGGUUCACGAAUCCAUUGGGAAAUUAGAGAGACUUGUUUUGUUAAAUCUGAAAGGCUGCAAGAAUCUUAGGAAUCUUCCUACAAAAAUUGGUCAUCUAAAAUCUCUUGAGAAACUCAUCCUCUGUGGCUGCUCAAAUCUUGACAAGUUGCCGAGAGAGCUGUGCCAGAUGGAAUCUUUAAAGGUUCUUGACGCAGAUGGUGUUGCAAUAAAACAACUAACCUCUAGCAGCAGUGACAUAGAAUCAGAGCAUUCAGGCUGGUUUUCAGGCUGGUUUUCUUGGCCACGAAAAUCUCCAGAAUCAAUCAGUUGUUCACUGGUUUGCUUGCCACGCUCAUUAGUAAGCUUGAAUCUUUCACAUUGCAAUUUGUCAGACGAUGCCAUUCCGAGGGAUCUUGGUAGCCUGUCCUUGUUGCAGCACUUGGAUCUAGGGGGAAAUCCAAUCAGUAGCCUUCCAGAGAGCAUCAAGGGACUCGCCAUGCUCCACUCACUUGAAUUAGGAGGUUGCAAAGGACUCCAAUUGCUUCCAGAGCUACCAAUGUGCUUACGACGGUUGAAUUUAAGAAAUUGUACGUCACUGGAAAUAAUGAUCAAUCUACCAAAGCCGUUGUUUUCACUAUCCCGUCUAUCCGUGCUUGCGUUGGGAUGUGACAAACUAGUAGAGGGUCAGAACUGGUUCAGGUCAGAACCCAUUCAAAACAUUGAUGCAGAAAUGAUCAAGAAUUUGGGAUUGGUUGAGUUGGAAUCCAUAGGAAAGGUUGACGUGUACAAUCACCUGACGCGUAUGUACAAUAUUGGUCCCAUCCAGGCACUGUAUGAAUGCGGAAUAGUGAGCAUAUUUCAUACUGGAAAUGAGGUUCCAUGUUGGUUCAGCAAAAAGAGUAGAAAGUCCUCCAUAUGUUUCAAUGUUCCUUCACUUCCUAAUCUCAAGAUCCGAGGCUUGAAUGUAUGCGUUGUUGUUGUUGUUUAUGCAAUGGGUUACUCUUCCCCCAAGUGGACCAGUAUUAUUAAAAUCUUCAAUAAGACGAAGGAUGUGAAGUGGGCCUAUAGCCCGGGGUGUCAAGGGAUUCCAGAUGAUGGGAAAAGAAUGAGAUGGUCAAGCCAUUGGAAGAUUGGGAAUCAGUUGGAAGUUGGUGAUGAAGUGGUUGUUUCAGUGAUGAUGAGCGUCAACUAUGUAAGUGAGGAUUUGUGGGAUUAUGAAGUAAAGGAGUUAGGAGUGGACAUUGUGUAUGAAGAAGAGGAGAAGGAUACCCAGCUUAGUUACUCUACUUCUUGUCCUGAUUUAUCAGCAUACCAGUUUUCCAAAGGUCGAUACAGCCUCGGCCAUCAUCAUAUGUUCCGAGCAUAUUUGGAGAGACACCUCUCAAGCAUACAAACAUGAGUGAUAACUAUGCAAACAUGAAUGAUAUUAACGGCAUAAUGAUUAAUUUGUCAAUAAUUUUUUGUAUAACUAUACGAACUUAGUUGAUUAUAUGGACCAAAUUCUUUUUCCCAACAACAAUUUAAAACAC
Cornus florida is the source of this 4075-nucleotide messenger RNA. RefSeq names its product disease resistance protein RPV1-like. Gene Ontology annotation, molecular function: protein binding; ADP binding. The record is from RefSeq and is a predicted model, not a curated record. The transcript has 6 exons. NCBI's taxonomy places the organism in Eukaryota, Viridiplantae, Streptophyta, Magnoliopsida, Cornales, Cornaceae. Gene Ontology annotation, biological process: signal transduction; defense response. Bases 361 to 3945 code for a protein of 1194 amino acids.